UGAAUAUAUUAAUACGUUUACAUUAAGUUACAAUGUGAGUCCUUAUUGCUGCAUUCCCAAUCCAGAUACGAAACACGACGACAAAAAUGCGAUGCCUCCUUAUUCUCGCCGUUGCUAUGACAGCCGUUAUGGCCGCUCCCCACGAAAGGAGCAUUUAUGAUCAGCUAUCGCAUUUCGUCAGCCUGGAUGUGCUGAAGCAGGACCUGCAGUUGGUGCUGAACGUACUCGGUAGUGACCCCACGGAGCAGGCAUGCGAGGCUGAGUGGCACAAGCUGUUCUCACAGGGCCUCGUGACACACGCCGCGUCCCUCGUCUGCCACUCGUUUCAAGCUUUGGUGAAUCACUUCAAUCUGGUUCCGUCGGGAUCUGCCGCCGUCGGCAAGAGAUUCCUGCUGGACGACACACUUGCCUUCCUAGCGCGUGCGCUGGGCGUGAACACGACCUACCUGAGUCAGAAGACCAGCGAGAUUAUUGCGGCGGUCGGAAGUGAACCAACGGAGGCUCUUUGUGAACAGGAAGCGCACAAGGUGUUCGCUGGCACCCUGAUUGACCACGGCGUGCCUCUGUUCUGCAGAUCGUUCCAGAAGUUGGUUCUGCAACUCGGACUGAACCACCCCGUCCCGGCCCGUCGGACCGCCAUGCUGUCCAUCAACUAUUAUAUGUUUCAUUUAUAGGUUAUACUAGAAGGCAUCCGUACAGCUACUCCGUUACAACACAAAGAACACUAUUUUUGAAUUUUUAACAUGUUGAUCGGUAAUAAAAUAUUUUGAAAAUGA
Dreissena polymorpha is the source of this 776-nucleotide messenger RNA. RefSeq lists its product as uncharacterized. Lineage: Eukaryota; Metazoa; Mollusca; Bivalvia; Myida; Dreissenidae. The coding region runs from base 87 to 674 and encodes 195 amino acids. The transcript is spliced from 6 exons. The record is from RefSeq and is a predicted model, not a curated record.